Messenger RNA from Eleginops maclovinus (Patagonian blennie), 2145 nucleotides. Its product is annotated as zinc finger protein 665-like. The coding region runs from base 1 to 2145 and encodes 714 amino acids. NCBI's taxonomy places the organism in Eukaryota, Metazoa, Chordata, Actinopteri, Perciformes, Eleginopidae. The record is from RefSeq and is a predicted model, not a curated record. The transcript has a single exon.
AUGAGACGACACCAGGAAACUCACUCAGCUAACCGUGAGUUCAAGUACAAGUGCGCCAACUGUGACAAGCGCUUCAGGGACCAUUACGACAUGAACCGGCACAACAUGCGCGUCCACGAGAAGGAUGAGAACGGUACCUGCACCAAAGAGGAAGAGGAAGCCGAUCCCAGCACUUCAGAGCUGUCGGAAAACAAAAACUGCGCUCUGUGCGGGAAGUAUUUUGGCCGUCAAGUAGACAUGGAGCGGCAUAUGAGGUCCCAUUCAGAGGACCGGCCGUUUAACUGCUGUUUCUGUGAGAAGAAGUUCAAGAAUCCUUACGUUUUAAAGAGACACCAGCAGGAGAUCUGUAAGAGCAGAGAGGUGAAAAGGCCGAAGAAGAAAGAGACGCAGCGCCCGGCUCCACAGCCACCGGCGGAAGGGUCGACGGAGGGCAAAGUGUGUCCUAUCUGCAACAGGAUAUUACCGUGCACUGCAGACAUCGCAAAGCAUCUGCGAUCUCACACGGAGGAGCGCCCUUUCAUCUGCAUUACUUGUGAAAAGGGCUUCAAGUACAAGGACACGUUGAAGAAGCAUCAGAUCAUCCACGGUCAUGAGGGGAUCCGAGAGGAACAGUGCAUGACGGUGGAACAGAUUUUGGCUGAAGCCGAUUUAUGUAACCUUGAUAAAAAAGAAAUCAAUCUGGACGUACCUGCAGAAGCCUCUGGGGAAUCUGCUUCUGUGCAAAAAGUGAAGAAAAGAGGCCCCAAAGUGUGCCCCGUCUGCUCUCGGGGCUUUGACAGUGUUAAGACUCUGAACAGGCACAUUCAGUGUCACACAGAGGACCGUCCAUAUCACUGCAUCCACUGCAAGAAGCGCUUCAAGCACAUGCAUGGGCUGAAAAGACACCAGAUUUAUGCCAUUUGUCACAAGAAAAUCACCCGCUUCUCGUGGAAGAAAGAGCAGCGAGCCGGGCCCAGCCAGAGCGAGGUGACCGGCGCUGACCCGCAGCAACAGCAGGGGACUCCUCUGAAAAUACCUGUGUGGUGCUCAAACUGUGGCAAACACUUUGAAUACCCGUCCGCUUUGAAGGAGCACCAGGAAAACGUCUGCAAAGUAGAAAUGAGCGACAUCAUGAGAUGUGGCGACUGCGGGAAAGAGUUCAAGAGCAUGACGAUGCUCAAAGUUCACCAGAGGAUCCACGACCCCCUCUACUGCAAAGAGUGCGGGAAGAUACUCGCCAACGAUCCGGCUUUCGAGAGGCACAAGCUCAUGCACCGGCCCAUGCAGUGCACCAUGUGCGACAAGACCUUCACUCUGCUCAGGCGCCUGAGGGAACACUACGAGAAGCAGCACGAGUUCACCGGGCCGUUCCCAUGCCCACAGUGUGACAAGACCUUCAUCCAGCUCUCAUACCUCGCCAUCCACCAGAGGAUCCACAAGGGGGAGUUCCCGUACAUCUGCAGCAUGUGCCCCGAGAAGUUUAGGUCCUCCAACUGCCUGACGGUGCACCUGAGGAAACACACCGGGGAGAAACCCUUCUUGUGCUGGCAGUGCGGGAAGUGUUACCGCUCGGCCUCGGAGCUCACGGUGCACAUGGGGACUCACUCCGAGGAGAGACCCUGGAGCUGCACACAGUGCGACAUGGCGUACCGCACCAAGCUGCAGCUGACCAACCACGUGGAGCAGGUUCACAUCGGUGUCCGCUACCCCUGCAACAGCUGCGGGAAGCAGUUCAUGAAGGAGACGUCCCUGAAGAGGCACGAGCUCAUCCACACAGGCGAGAGGCCGCACCAGUGCACCGUGUGCGGGAAGACCUUCCUCACCGCCAACGAGCUCCGCCUCCACAACCGGUACCACACCGGGGAGCGGCCCUACAAGUGCGAGGAGUGCGGGAAAGCCUUCAUCCAGUCUGGUUAUCUGAAGUCGCACAUGCGCAUCCACACAGGAGAAAAGCCAUUUAAAUGUGACGUGUGCGAUAAAGGUUUCCGGUUGUCCUAUCACAUGAAGAAACACAGGCGGACGCACGCCGGGAAGCCAAAGAGCUACGUGUGUGAGGACUGCGGGUUAGCGUUCCUCCACAAAAAGUCCCUCUGGGAACACUCGCUCAGCCACGAAGUGAAAGUCGAACCGACAUUCACCGAGGAAGUGAGAAUAGAAUUCCAAUAG